Molecule: messenger RNA, 499 nt
Organism: Larimichthys crocea (large yellow croaker)
Lineage: Eukaryota; Metazoa; Chordata; Actinopteri; Sciaenidae
Product: wolframin-like
Exons: 3
Biological process (GO): calcium ion homeostasis; endoplasmic reticulum unfolded protein response
Cellular component (GO): endoplasmic reticulum membrane
Source: RefSeq, a predicted model, not a curated record
UUUGUCUCUUGUAUCUACAGGCAAACCAAUUUCUCCGGGCCCACUGAACAGCUCUGCCAAGAAACAAAGGAGAGUCCUGGAGACUAUGGUCACCAGUGAGGCCAACUCCCAUGUGGGUCUUGACGACUUUGUUGAGAUGACUAAGAAGUACGCUCAGGGUAUCGCACCUUCACCAGUCAUGGCCGCAGCAGGAGGAGGUGACGACGACGAUGACGAUGAUGUAGUAGUGAAACAUCCUGAUGAUCUGCCCUUACACCAAAAGCUGCUGAAGUUCCCUCUGUAUGCUUUGCUGGAGAUCAAGGAGCACCUUAUCGACUGGGCGUCACGGGCUGGCAUGCAGUGGCUCAGCACCUUGAUCCCCACGCACCACGUCAACGCACUCAUCUUCUUCUUUAUCAUUUCCAACCUCACAAUUGACUUCUUCAUCUUCCUCAUCCCCCUGCUAGUUUUCUACCUGUCGUUCUUCUCCAUGGUGAUCUGCACGCUGCGAGUAUUUCAG